CAUGCGCACAAUAGUAUUUUAGUACAACCGCUUGCCUUCUCUCAUUUUGUCAAUUGCGAAUAUAUAUUUUUUAUCAGAAAUAUAUAUAUUCGCAAUUAUAUUGUAGGCUUCUCGAGAAUGAUAGGAAGAUCAAUCAGAGAUAAUAAACGAUAAGUCAAGAACAAUGGCUGCGUCCUUUUCAAUUAGGACACAUUAAUUCGGUGGAUAAAAUUAAAAUUUCACAGUUGUAUCGAAAUUUUACGAAGCCCGAAGAGAGAUGCAAAGGGGAUAAUUGAAGAGUAUUGACAUUACCGACUGUUUUGAUGCAAUAAUUGAUAAUAAUUGAGAGCGCUAGUGCAGCCGUAACAUCCAGCUGAUCCUUGAUGCAACAAUUAUACAAAUUGUAGAAAAAUAUUUAAAUAUGGCUGGUGGAAAAAACAGUCAAAGUGGAUUUCAGCCGGAUUCCGAUGUUCAUAUUACUUUCGAAGAGCAACAAAAAAUUAAUAAAUUUGCAAGGCAAAAUGCAAAGUUGGAAGAUUAUAAAGAAGAGCUUAAAGUCAAGCAGAAUGAAUUGAAGAAUUUGGAAGAUGCUUCCGAUGAAUUGGCUCUUAUGGACGAUGAUGUAAAAAUACCAUAUUACAUUGGAGAAGUAUUUGUUCAUCAAUGUCUUGAAAAGACACUGAGUUGUUUGGAAGAUGCUAAAGAUAAGAAAAAAACAGAAAUUACAAAUUUGGAAAGCAAAUGUACAGAUUUGAAGACUAUCAUGAGCGAUUUAAAAACACAAUUAUAUGCAAAGUUUGGUAGUCGUAUAAAUCUGGAAUCAGAAGAAUCCGACUAAUCUUUUCAGUGAUGGAUUUUUUAUUAUUAUUAUUAUACAUUUAAUAUAGUAUUAAAGAAAUUAUAUUAUUAUCAUUUGCCACACAUUGCAAUUUUUAUUAAAAUUUUUAUUGAAAAAUAAAUAAAGUUUAAGUUGAAUUUUUUCUACAUUUUCUAUGUAUAUAUCUGUGUGUAAUACAAUUUCUCCUAAAAAGUCCA
Formica exsecta is the source of this 1014-nucleotide messenger RNA. It is a transcript of the gene Pfdn4, whose product is annotated as prefoldin subunit 4. Gene Ontology annotation, cellular component: prefoldin complex; cytoplasm. Lineage: Eukaryota; Metazoa; Arthropoda; Insecta; Hymenoptera; Formicidae. The coding region runs from base 401 to 817 and encodes 138 amino acids. The record is from RefSeq and is a predicted model, not a curated record. Gene Ontology annotation, biological process: protein folding. The transcript is spliced from 5 exons.